UAAAACAAAAAGCAAUAACACCCGCGGAAGACGCAGUUCCUAACGAGUCGAGGUUGGAAGUCUAGCAACGCGCGAUAGUACGGUACGUCGAUCGAUAGAUCAGCGGGCGAACACGUUGGGAAUCGUCGAAUGAAGUUGAACGGUGGGAUCUCGAUGGCGACGAACGAGACCGUGCCUUAACGAUUUUUCACGAUCGAACGAAGUACGCGCGAAGAACGAUCUCUACGCGAACCGCGUCCACGUUCGUCGAGGUUUUGGGAUCGAUCGUGGCGCGAAAAUGGCCAACGACAGGGAACUGAAGGAAGUAAUGUGCACGAGUUGUCCGGAGAAAAUAGUGAACGGGACGAAAAGGGACGAUCGUGACCCUUUGGAGAUAAAGGUGUACAAAAAGAGAUGGUUGAUUCUGGUAUUGUUUACUACGUACACGGCGAUAAGCACCUUCCAGUGGAUACAGUAUUCUAUAAUCACCAAUAUAAUAUCAAGGUACUAUAAUGUCUCGUCGUUGGCUGUCGACUGGACGGCCAUGGCGUUCAUGGCUUACUACGUGGUCCUCAUCUUUCCUGUGACCUACAUAAUAGACCGGUUGGGAUUCAGAUGGACCAACAUUUUAGGCUGUGGACUGAGUUGCCUCGGUUCGUGGAUCAAAGUUUUCUCCGUCAGUCCCGACAGGUUCUACGUGACCUUCAUCGGACACUCCUUCGUCGCUGCCAUGCAGACCAUAGUUCUGACGUUGCCUGGACGACUGGCGGCGCAAUGGUUCGACACCAGCGAAGUGUCCACCGCGACGUCGUUGAGCAUUUUUGGCAAUCAGCUCGGGAUAGCCUUGAGUUUCUUGCUCACGCCGAUAAUCGUGAAAAAUCACAAAGACCUGGACGACAUCGGCACUAACUUGUCGCAGCUCUUCUGGGGCGUAGCCAUCAUCAUCACGAUUGUGUUCGUGCUGGUCAUACUACUUUUGGAAGACGAUCCGAAGUUGCCGCCGAGCACGACGCGAGCACUGCAGAAAUUGAAUCAAAUGGAGACGGAGGAGGGCUUCGUAGAACCGAUGAAAAGACUCUUUAAAAACAAAUAUUAUUUGUUGCUCUGCAACACGUACGGCUUGAACGUCGGUGUGUUGAACGCGGUGGCCACGUUGUUGAAUCAAAUAUUUCUGGCCCAUUUUAAGAAUGGCGAAGAAGACGCAGGUAGAAUCGGUUUGGCCAUGAUCAUUACGGGGAUGUUAGGUUCCGUCAGUUUCGGAGUUAUUCUCGAUAAAACGCAUAAAUUCAAGGAAACGACGGUGAUCGUCUAUUUUCUGUCGCUGUGCGGCCAGAUAUUCUUCGCUGUGUUCACGUGCCUCGAAAUGAAAUGGAUGGUGUAUCUGUCGGCCAUUUUCUUGGGGUACUUCAUGGCCGGUUACGUGGCCUUAGGAUACGAAAUAUGCGCGGAAUAUACGUAUCCGGAGUCCGAAGGGAUGGCGGCAGGAAUUCUGAAUGUGACUAAUAACGUUUACGGCAUUGUCCUAGUUCUAAUAAUGGGUAGAUUAUUAGAAACCUACGGGGAUAUUCCGGUUCAUAUCGGGCUUUGCACGGCGCUCCUCGUUGGUCUUAUUAUGACCGUCUUGACGAAAGACGUGCAGAGACGUCAGGACGCUAAGAAGGGUGCUCAGUAUAAGGAAGUCAGGCAAACUGAGAAGAAGAACGAGAGCAAUGGACUCGAAACUAAUUGAUAGCCAACGUUCUGUAAAAUACUUAACUAUUGUGAUAUUUUUAACGUAUUACUUUUUACACAUUUUUACAUGGAAAACGCCGAGCGAUUCUGCAGCCAUUUUCUCCAAUUCUUCACUCCAGUCUCUAUUUUUUUGUAUCACAU
Messenger RNA from Colletes gigas, 1851 nucleotides. RefSeq names its product feline leukemia virus subgroup C receptor-related protein 2-like. Gene Ontology annotation, biological process: transmembrane transport; heme export. The record is from RefSeq and is a predicted model, not a curated record. NCBI's taxonomy places the organism in Eukaryota, Metazoa, Arthropoda, Insecta, Hymenoptera, Colletidae. Gene Ontology annotation, cellular component: membrane. Bases 278 to 1708 code for a protein of 476 amino acids. Gene Ontology annotation, molecular function: heme binding; heme transmembrane transporter activity. The transcript has 7 exons.